Chenopodium quinoa (quinoa) is the source of this 4215-nucleotide messenger RNA. RefSeq names its product mitotic checkpoint serine/threonine-protein kinase BUB1-like. Bases 1024 to 2628 code for a protein of 534 amino acids. NCBI's taxonomy places the organism in Eukaryota, Viridiplantae, Streptophyta, Magnoliopsida, Caryophyllales, Amaranthaceae. The record is from RefSeq and is a predicted model, not a curated record. Gene Ontology annotation, molecular function: ATP binding; protein kinase activity. Gene Ontology annotation, biological process: mitotic spindle assembly checkpoint signaling; protein phosphorylation; meiotic sister chromatid cohesion, centromeric. The transcript has 14 exons.
CGGCUUUUGCUGAUUCGUAGUUUUGUGUUUGUGUUUGGCUUUCUUUUGGAUUGACCUUCUAUGACCCAUUUAUAUGGUGAGUACAGGGUUGAAAUAAAGAGAAAGUAACAGGUACUUGAAUCAUGAAUAGCAUGAAGGGAAUGAGUACAGAGAGUUACUUGUUAUGUUUCUUAGUUUUAUGUGUUGAAUUAUUAGUUAUUGUUUAUGAACUAACAUUAUUAUGUUUGUUUUUAAUUGGUUUUAGGAAGGGCCAUGUUUGAAUUGGUUCCAACUUGUAAAUGUUUUAAUUCUACUUUUGUUUUGAGGUUGUGAACUCAAGUUUUAUUGUCAAAGUUAGAUUUAUUUUUUAGACUUCCGCUGUUUGAUUUUGAAAAUUAGCCUUAGUCGUUAUCAUGGUGGCGGUAAUAUUUUGGUUAUUUCCUAAAAAGGGUUUUAAUUAGAGUAAAAAGAGUAUUUUAAAAAGAAGGAAAUUUCUAGGGUAUUACACUAGGCACUAGUGAUGGGGAGGCUGGGCUGGGUGGCGAUUGUGGGGAGGUGGUCUAUCGCCGGCGGGAGGAGACUAACAUGUGGCUGGAGGUGGUUUUUUUUUUUAAAAAAGUUUUUUUAAUAAUUAGUUGAACAAUUUAAAAAAUAACAAAUAAGAUGCUGCCACGUGGCAUACUUAACCCUAAUGACAAACGAAAUUGAGUGUCGUUAGUCAUUAAGGGUAUUUUGUAAAAUUCAAAUAUAGGGUGAGUUUAAAUUUUAUAGGUAUAUGGUGAAUAAAAAAAAAAAAAAAUUACUCAAUAAUGUACAGUGAAAAAUCCAAAAAUUUAACUAUACGGAGUAGAUUUAUUCGAAAAAUAAAAUUAAGGAUUUUUUAACGGAGUAAAAUAAAAAACAAAACUCAUAAAAUUAUAUUUCGCCUCGUUCAAAUUUCAACUUUUCCGCGCCUCUUCUCCUAACUUCUCCUCGUCUCCACCAUCCACACACACUCAACACCUCUCAACUCAACAGAAAAUCCGGUGGAAAACAAAACCAGAUAUGGCCGUCACUUCCACCAACAUCAACCAAGCUUUCUCCUUCACCAGUGACCCUCUUCUUCCAUGGCUACAUUCAAUUAAGAAGGGAUUGGACGAUCUAUUUGCAGAUCAUAGUGAAGAGAACAGUUUAGCUGUUGAUAAGCUUGUUUCUGACUGCAUCAGAACAUUCAAGAACAAUCCUCGCUGUCAAAAUGAUGUUCGAUUUCUCAAAGUUUGGUUUCUCUAUAUGGAUUGCAGUAGAGAUUUCCAUAGUGUUUUUAAAGAAAUCGAGGAGCUCCAGAUUUGUCUCGGUAAUUCUGUACUAUACGAGACGUGUGCCGUGUUUUUGGAAGCUAAAGGGCAAUUAAUUGAUGCUCAUGAAAUCUAUCGUUUGGGCAUUUCAAGGAAUGCUGAACCUAUUGAAAGCCUGAAGAAAGCGCACAAAUUGUUUCUUGAGAGGAUUUCAGUUGUACACAAGGCAUGUUCUAUUCAUCAGAAUGUUCAUAACGAUACAAAGAAGCUUGGACAGACUUGUGUCAACCCAUGGUCGUCUUCCACCAUUGAUGAAGUUUUGCAGAAGAUUCUUCCUCAUUUAGUGAAAUAUGAUGGAUACCAUUUUAGCUCAAAAAACUUUCCAGGAAAGGUUGCUUUGUCUACAUUACAAAAGUCAUCUAGGAAUAAAAAAAUAAAGAUAGGUGGAAGGGACUAUCUGAUCAAAGGCUGUGCUGGUCAUGGUGGAUUUGCCCAAGUUUUUAAAGCUUGCAUUGACUCUGACCCUGAUGAAAUUGUUGCACUUAAGAUACAAGCACCUCCUUUCCCUUGGGAAUUUUACAUGUAUCGUCAGCUUGAUCAGCGUCUCCCAACUGAGGAAAGAUCCAGGUUUGGAAAUGCUCAAAGGAUGCAUCAUUACUCAGAUUACAGCAUACUUGUUUGUGACUAUUUGUCACAUGGGACCCUUCAUGAUGCAAUAAACUCAUAUAUAGUUGUUGGGGCAUUUAUGGAAGAGGUGUUAUGUAUGUAUUACACAAUUGAGAUGCUUCACAUACUUGAGACUCUACAUAGUUCUGGCAUCAUCCAUGGAGAUUUCAAGCCUGAUAACCUUCUUAUUCGUAAUUCCAGAGUUGAUCUGACAGAUGAUAUGGAACAAUUUGUCAGAAGACGUGGGCCUUGGCAGGAUCAGGGGCUUUGCCUUGUUGACUGGGGAAGGGGAAUAGACUUGAAGCUUUUCUCAGCUGACACUAUGUUUCAUGGUGAUUGCCGUACUUCAGGCUUUUGUUGUGUUGAAAUGCGAGAAGAUAAACCUUGGAAAUUUCAGGUGGACACUUAUGGCCUCUGCGUCAUUGUUCAUAUGAUGCUGCACAACAAAUACAUGGAUUUUGAAAAAAAAGUGUCUGCUGAUGGAGGCCAUUUUUACCUACCAAAAUUACCAUUUAAAAGGUAUUGGAACAUCAAACUGUGGGAUAAUCUUUUCAAAAGGUUGCUCAACGUCCAACCUUGUGAUGAUCACUUGAAGAUGUUGCGAGAACUCAGGGAAUCCUUUCAAGAAUAUGUGUUAUCAGACCCGUCCUUUGUAAAGAAACUGAAGGAGUCACUGCGGAAGCAAAGGCUUUCUCUUUGUUCUGCUUAGCUCUUCAAUUAUGAAGCUAUCUUGUGAAUAUCAAAUGUGAAAUGAAAACAGCAGACAAACAGAAGGUAUACAUCAGUUGCUUAAAAAAUUUAAACUUCUCUCCCCCAUUUCUGUAAUUGUGUGUCUUCUUUCUGCUGGUACUCAGUAAGUUUUAUGAACUUCUGUUCUCAUUAUCCAAAUUAGGUGUCAGUGGUCUACUGAAAUUCAGAGACUCAAUAGAUUGAGGACAUUGAAGACAACUUGAUUUCAUGUCCAGGUUUGGGGCUUCAAAAGAUCUUCAAGAUGUGCAAAUGAAGUGGAAAAUCUAAGUUAAUCUUCUUGAUUGCUAUAACAUGUUAAUCUAAGGGCUGUAUUGGUAUUUCAUCCUAUUAAGUUAAGGAUGCACUUGUAAACUCCGUCUAUCACAGCCGUAACUUAACGACAUCAUAGUCUCUCUCCUUGUAAUUGCUCAAUCCUGUAUUUGUUCAAACGUUCAAACAUGAAGUUUGGAAACCACCCCUUCAAAUCUGCUCGUCUGAGACACUGACUUCAUUUUUGCAGAACUUAAAAAUUUUCCAUUUCAAUUGAACUUCUAAAUUACAAUACCCAGAUUUUAGAUUUUGCAUUUUCUCACAGAAAUCAAAACUUUUCUCAAAAUUUUCUGAGCCCGAAGAACAAAGCUCAAAGCAAUGUCUUCCAUGGUAUCUUCAGCAUUCAGCAUUCAACUUACCAUCAACCAAAACUAACCUUAUUUCAUCAAUCUCACAAAAAAAGUACAUUCUUCACUCUUUUCUCCCCAAAAAAUCAACCCAAUUUACCUCAAGAUCACCCAAAAAUGGUAAAAUCUACUAGCAUCAGUAGCUGGAAACGGUCAAUGUACCAAAAUAUCACCAGAAGUUCGACGAAUUGUCCUAGUGAAAAACAAAAAUUUACCCAGUGUAAAAAUUGUGCAUUAGUCAUAGAAGCUCAAUACCAAUCAUCCCUCUCAGCUGCAGUUCAGACCCUGAACAAAACCUCCGAUAACGCGAAUUUUGAAUUUGUUGGCUACAGGCUACUUAGUUAAGGAGCUUAGGGAUAAAGAGAUUUGAUUAAUGCGACGGCUCAGAGCCCACCAUUUUGAUGGGCCUCGCGUUGAUCACAGAGGUUCAAGCGGCCAAACUCCAUUACAGCUAAAGUUUGAGUUUAUUAAUGCUGGAAUGGUGGAACAGAGAAAACAAAGAGAUCUAAAAAGACUUGGGGAAAUUCAAUAUGGGGCCCACCAUAUUAGUUUGGGAAAAUUCAUUGUGGGGUCCAUUAAAAGACAACCUCAAAAAUUACCAAAUUGAAAAAAAAAUUAAAAAUUAAAAGAUUUGGAAAAUGUUUAUUACUAUUAUAUACUCUCUUCAUCCCUUAUUUAUAUACCUAUUUCUCACAUUUAUUACUCACAUAAUAAAGAAAAAUAGACAUGAAAAUAAGGGAUGAAGGGAGUAAUAUAUCUAGGAAUAUAACAAUACAUUAAUACCAAUUUGCUGACUUAUGUAAUAUUAGUACCAUCAAAACACAUCUUUAUCAUUGCUAAGAAAAUUACACAUUUUUAUAUAAUUUGAUUUGAAAAAAAAAAAAAAAAAA